Parastagonospora nodorum SN15 is the source of this 2193-nucleotide messenger RNA. RefSeq lists its product as hypothetical. Gene Ontology annotation, cellular component: cytoplasm. NCBI's taxonomy places the organism in Eukaryota, Fungi, Ascomycota, Dothideomycetes, Pleosporales, Phaeosphaeriaceae. Gene Ontology annotation, molecular function: phosphopantetheine binding; catalytic activity. Bases 1 to 2193 code for a protein of 730 amino acids. The transcript has 2 exons. Gene Ontology annotation, biological process: secondary metabolite biosynthetic process; amino acid activation for nonribosomal peptide biosynthetic process. The record is from RefSeq and is a predicted model, not a curated record.
AUGUCUGAACGCCCUCAAUCCAAAGUGGACACGUCCGAUAUCCAUAUUAUUUUGGAAAAGAGCCAUGAGGUCCUCCCAAAUGAGCGCUGCAUUCGCCAUGACUCGCUUUCCCAAUUGCAGGCACUGCCCAAUCAUUAUGGUGACUCUGCCAUGCGGGAGAGACAAAACGCCAGGACUGAUGAGUACGACAAGCAAUUGAUGUACUGGGUCGAGCAGUUGCAGACAAGCCGUCCGGCAGAGAUGCUCUGCGACAAGCCCCGACCGGCGGCUCUAUCUGGACAGGCUGGCACUCGAUCGCUUGAGAUCGGUGGCCCGCUAUAUGUCCAACUGCAACGCUUCUGUCAGAUGCACGGAGUGUCGCAGUUUGUAGUGCUGUUCGCUGCUUUCAGGGCGAUGCACUUCCGCCUCACCGGUCAAGAAGACGCGACAAUCGGCACUGUGAACGCAAAUCGGGCCGGAUGGGAGGUCAAGGACACGAUCGGAGUCCUUGCUAAUAUGAAAUGUCUUCGCAUCAUUGUUGGAGACGAGUCCUUUCAGGAGCUGGUUAAGCAGGUGGACACAGUGGCCGCUGCUUCCCAAGCCAAUGCAGAUGUCCCUUUUGAGAUCAUUGUCUCGAAGCUUAAGAAUGACCAAGACUUUUCUCGCCAUCCUCUAGUUCAGCUUGUAUUCGCCGAGCACUCCCAGCGCGAUUUAGGACCCCUGAAACUGGGGGGCAUAGAUUCGGAGUUUCUGGGCGAUGGGAAAGCCUUGAAAUUUGACCUGGAACUUCACUUCUACCAGCAGAUGGACGGCAUGUUAGGCACUGCCCUAUUCUCGACUGAUCUUUUCGCACCCGAGACGAUUGAGAACAUGCUCUCAGUCUUCUCCCGUAUCCUUGAGUCGUGUCUAGCCGACCCGAACGCAGUCAUUGCCUCCCUCCCGUUGAUGCGUGACACCGACUACUCGAAGCUGGACGAGAUGGGGCUUUUACAGGUCGAGAAGACAGCCUACCCGCGCGACUCGAGCGUUGUAGACAUCUUCCGCGAGCAGGCCAGGGUUUGUCCAUCCAGGGUCGCUGUAAGGGAUGCCUCGACUGAGAUGACCUAUGCACAGCUGGACAUGGUAUCCGAUGUGCUUUCGCGCUGGUUGUAUAAGCGUUCACUGGCUCCCGAGACACUGGUAGGCGUGUUCGCUGCUCGAAGCUGUCAGACUAUUGUCGCGUUGUUGGGCAUACUAAAAGCCAAUCUAGCUUAUCUGCCUUUUGAUGUUAAUGCGCCAGCAGCACGAGUGGAAGCCAUCCUUUCUUCUAUGCGAGGAAAAAGGAUUAUCUUAGUUGGAGCAGAUGAGCAACCUCCCGAUGUCAAGGCAAGCGACCUUGAGCUUAUUAGCAUUGCCGAAGCAUUAGAUGAGCAGGCUCGCGACGAUUCGACUCAGCAUACGCUUACCACGCCACGAGGGCCGUCCGCGACGAGCCUGGCCUAUGUUAUGUUCACAUCAGGCUCAACGGGACAGCCUAAGGGAGUUAUGGUGGAGCAUCGCGGAAUAAUUGGCAAGGUCGUUAACGGCUAUGGCCCUACCGAAAACACGACUUUCAGCACCUCUUUCCUCAUAUCGAAAGAUGAAGAAUACACGAACGGGGUACCCAUCGGUCGUGCGCUUAGCAACUCUGGCGCUCAUGUCAUGGAUUCGAAGCUACAACUUGUGCCCCUUGGGGUGAUUGGAGAGUUAGUUCUCACGGGCGAUGGUCUGGCACGGGGAUAUACCGACGCUCAGCGCAAUAUCAACAGGUUUCUCGCAGUCAAGAUUGGGGGCGAGACAGUCCGGGCCUACCGGACAGGCGAUUACGUCCGUCACCGCCCCAUCGAUGGCCUGCUAGAGUUCAUAGGCCGCAUAGAUGGCCAGGUCAAGAUAAGAGGAAACCGAGUCGAGUUGGGCGAGAUAGAGCAGGUCCUCAUGAGCCACGCAAUGGUGCGAGAUGCGGUGAUGGUCUUGCAGCGACACAAUGGCAACAACACUCGCCUCGCCGGGUUUGUCACCGUGCACGCGAAUGAUGAAAUGGUAGAUGAGGAAACCCAAGAACAGCUUCUCGACUUCCUUGAAGCCCGCCUGCCUGUCUACAUGGUUCCCAGCACACUUACUAUCCUGGAUACGAUGCCUAUCAACCAGAACGGCAAGGUCGACCGCAAAAUGCUUGAGCAGCGGAUUAACACGUAA